UUUAAGUCACAAAUUGAAGAAAUUAUAUGUUUAUUAAAUGUGUUUACAAAUAUGGUUGAAUUAAUGGAAGGAUCAAAUCGAGUGAAAUUCAUUUACGAUUAUAAAGAUCAUGAAAAUAAGGAUCAACAAGCCUGCUUGAAUAUAAACAUACCUUACGAGGAAGAAUGCUUAGACGAAUUGGUAACACAGUUAUUGAAUCAAAUGGAUCCAAUGUUACGUUAUUUGGAUGAAAAUAUCGGUAUUAAAAAAUCUUUAAAGGCAUUUAUCGAAACUGAAAAUCAAAAAUUUCGUGACGAAUAUGCUGAAAAAUUAUUAGAAAAAGUUGGUAGAAACGAAAUCGAUAUUGAAGAGAUAAUCAGGGAAACUGAAAGACAUUAUAAAGAAGAGCUUAUUCAGUUUGCUGAUCGAGUAGGACCAUCUGAUGAAGAUAUUUUCGCUCAAAGUUUCCAUAGGUUAGUUCAUUCUUCUUCUUUGGAGGAAAUUUUGAAAAAAGAACGCACAUACGCCAAAGUUAUAUCCAAUAUGACUCAAAUGAUGGAUAACGAAGUGGAAUCGCUUAGUAAUUCUCAGCAAGAGGAAAUGGAAUCUAAAAUAAAUCAAUUGGAUAUAACAACUACUUCGGAAGAUAUAAAUAAUCUAUUAGCUCAACAAUACUCCACUCAGAACUAUGUGCGCAAACGUUACGAAUCGGAGUUAGUGGCCAAAAGGGGGCACCAAAAGAACGAGUAUCGUGACUGGAUUACCAGUCAAGUAAGUCAGCUUUUUCAGACUUCACCUGUGGCUACUCCGCUAGGUAAUCGGUCAUCAAUGUUUAUAUCACAACAACCAUCCAUGGAAGAGAGUUUUACCAUACACUUAGGUUCUCAAUUAAAACAUAUGCAUAACAUUCGUAUAUUAAGUGCAAAUAUUAACGAUUUAUGCAGUCCUUUGCAUGCUGAUGAAAGUUUGAAUGGAAUGAAUAUGGCUUUAGGCUUAUAUUCGAGCUCUCUUUGUGGUGUCGUUGUAUUAACGCCAUCUAUACAGGCGCAAGUCAACAAGGAUAUUAUAAAAAACGCUAAUAUGUCCACGGAGUUUCAUUUUGACCAGAUCGAUGAUCAGUUCGAGAAAAUUGAACAGCAAAUACGGCAAAUCAGUGUUAGUACAUCUUCGACACCUAGUACGAAGAGUAUAAGUACUGCAAGUACAGAUGUAAGCAUUUUGAGUGGAACUGACGAUGUCGCGGUAAAUUUAUCAAACUUAAUUAACUCUGGCGGCAGUGUCAAUAGUUCUCCAAUAAAAUCUGGUGGAAGAUUAAAAACAGGAGAUUUUUUCAUUACUAAACAUUCGAAUCUUUCGCAAUCUCACGUUAUAUUUCAUUUGAUUUCGGAUGAACCGAUUAACAGUCCUAGUGAAAUAACUUCACGUCAUCCAGUUAUACUAGGUUUACGAAAUAUAUUAAAAACUGCCAGCCGACAUGAUGUAACAACGUUAACGAUACCAGCAUUACUGAGACAUGAAAUGUCUGAAGACAUGACUGUACAAUGGUGUACACGUCGAGCUGAAUUAGUAUUUAAAUGCGCUAAAGGUUUCAUGAUUGAAUCGGCUUCUUGGGGUGGAGCAGAAUUAAGUACUUUACAACUGCUACUGCCUCAUGACAUAUCCGAAGACUUGUUUAAUAUAUUAGCUAAUCAGGUGCCAAAUGUUUUUCGGGUAGCUAACCCUAAAAUUUUAGUAGACAAUAAGAAAUAAUAAAAUCAAUCGUUCGAUUAUCACUUACCUUGCAUAAUCGAAUAUGUAUUUAUU
Glossina fuscipes is the source of this 1782-nucleotide messenger RNA. Its product is annotated as protein C12orf4 homolog. The coding region runs from base 52 to 1728 and encodes 558 amino acids. Lineage: Eukaryota; Metazoa; Arthropoda; Insecta; Diptera; Glossinidae. The record is from RefSeq and is a predicted model, not a curated record. Gene Ontology annotation, cellular component: cytoplasm. The transcript is spliced from 6 exons.